AUGGAGAAAAUUCAGCUUCCGAUUUAUGAUAAUUCUGAUGACUCGAUGCAGUCCUCUCAAGAUAUGGCAAGUAAACUUCAUAGUACAGCUACUGAUUCUAUUAAAGCAAACUCCAUUACUGAUUUCGAUUUUAUUAAGUCAAAAGCAACCAACAUCAAUAUUUCAAAUUGGAGAAAUUACGAAUUACCUCCAAUAACUUCAGAUGAGCAAACAAAUGAAACAGAAAUUGCAAAUGAUUUUGAGAUGGCUCAUUUAUUUAAUCAAAUACAAACAUCCUAA
This is a messenger RNA of Trichomonas vaginalis G3, 279 nucleotides long. RefSeq lists its product as uncharacterized. The record is from RefSeq and is a predicted model, not a curated record. Bases 1 to 279 code for a protein of 92 amino acids. The transcript has a single exon. Lineage: Eukaryota; Parabasalia; Trichomonadida; Trichomonadidae.